AUGGAUCAUGAAAGCUGUUUUUCAAGCAAAUUCGAUGCAAAAACCACUUUAAACAACGAUUAUGUAUCAGAGAAUCUCGCCUCAUUUAGCGUACCGUAUUUUGAAACAAUUGAUGACUUUGAAAAACAUCUACUGGAAACAAAUGAGACACUUUGCGCAGAGCUGCGGUCGCUUGAUUUACAGAAUAUUAAAAGAACGAAGCUUUUGACUGGUAAGAAAAGAGAAGAACAGCUGAAAGAGUUAUGUGCCCGAAGAACAAACCAAUCUUUGUCAACAGAGGUAACAGGUGGCGUUGAAAAAAAGGAACAUUUGCUACGGAAUCCAGUACUGCCAUGUAUUGAAUCAUCCGUUGCCCCCCGCCAAGUACUAGAAAAACUUAAGAAAAAACGUCCCACAAACGACGUCCUAAGCAAAAUGAAAACUAUGGAAGGUCCUUUGGCAAAGCUUCGUGAAUGGGUCAGGAAUCGUCAGCGAAUUAGGAUUGUUCUUCGAGGACGUGGGGCACCGAAUGCCAUUAUAACUGCAGUGGUCAUUGCAUUUGACAAACAUUGGAAUCUUAUUUUUCGGGAUGGUAACGAGAUGUUUUUACCACCUGCUAAGCUGGCAAAGGAAAUCUCUGAAAACGACCUCAAGAAGCUAGAUAAGAACUACAAGAAAAUGGAAGGAACAGUGGCCGAGACUUCAUUUGGCAUUGUCGGAAAAUCUAGAAAACUAUAUUCAAGACAUUUGAUAUGCUCGAUGAUUAGAGGAGAAAACAUAGUUGUUAUACAGCAAGCUUGA
Molecule: messenger RNA, 780 nt
Organism: Enterobius vermicularis (human pinworm)
Lineage: Eukaryota; Metazoa; Nematoda; Chromadorea; Rhabditida; Oxyuridae
Source: the annotation of a GenBank genome assembly